This is a messenger RNA of Dibothriocephalus latus, 546 nucleotides long. The record is from the annotation of a GenBank genome assembly. NCBI's taxonomy places the organism in Eukaryota, Metazoa, Platyhelminthes, Cestoda, Diphyllobothriidea, Diphyllobothriidae.
AUGUGCGAUCGCAAUGAAGGCAAGUUAGGCGGGAGUCUCCAAUGCUGGUGGAAGGGCGGUGAUGGUGGAGGUAGCAGGUGGCGCGUCAGCAGGGAUGCUGGGAGUGAGAGAAGUGGUGUUGGUGGUGGUCCUCGCUGUGAUCGGUGCGAGGGUUGCGACAGGGAGGAUGGUGUCGGUGAUCAGGAACUUAAACUGGAGGUAGGUGAGACCAUCGAUUCCAUCCAACUCAACUCUGGUUGGUUGAUCGAUCGCAUUUGCUUUAUCACUAGUCGCAGACGUCGCGUCACCUACGGAAGCAGCAGUGGAGGCGGUCUGCGCCAGGUGACACGAAUUGCCUGUUGCCAGCGCUACGAUGACCCUUCGUACAGCAGCUAUGAUCAGGGCGAAUUGCAGCGCCCGACUCUGGCAUUGCAUGGUUUCGCUUACAGUCUUGUCAGCACUCUGGGCAAGAUUGCCUGGAUCGAUGUACAGUUUAUGUUUUCCGGACUGAACGAUGAGGCUGCUCAACUGAUUACCCACCCUACCAAAGUUAAGCUAACCAUUUGA